Echinops telfairi (small Madagascar hedgehog) is the source of this 1221-nucleotide messenger RNA. It is a transcript of the gene ESR1, whose product is annotated as estrogen receptor 1. Gene Ontology annotation, molecular function: steroid binding; sequence-specific DNA binding; nuclear estrogen receptor activity. Gene Ontology annotation, biological process: steroid hormone receptor signaling pathway; regulation of DNA-templated transcription. Bases 1 to 1221 code for a protein of 406 amino acids. The record is from RefSeq and is a predicted model, not a curated record. NCBI's taxonomy places the organism in Eukaryota, Metazoa, Chordata, Mammalia, Afrosoricida, Tenrecidae. The transcript has 7 exons. Gene Ontology annotation, cellular component: nucleus.
AUGGGGGGCUUCGCGCCGCUGGCCAGCGUGUCUCCCAGCCAGCUCCUGCUGCUGCACCAGCCGCAGCAGCUCUCGCCCUUCCUGCACCCGCACGGCCAGCAGGUGCCUUACUACCUGGAGAACGAGCAGAGCGGCUACGGGGUGCACGAGCCCGGCCCGUCCGCUUACUACAGGCCAAAUUCAGAUAACCGGCGCCAGGGUGGCAGAGAGAGCUUGGCUAGUACUGGUGACAAGGGAAACAUGGCCCUGGAAACUGCCAAGGAGACUCGCUACUGCGCUGUGUGCAAUGACUAUGCCUCAGGCUACCAUUAUGGAGUCUGGUCCUGCGAGGGCUGUAAGGCCUUCUUCAAGAGAAGUAUUCAAGGUAAUAGUAACUUCGUUUGUCCAACCAGUGUUGGGUUUCAGUCCUAUGUUGUUACUGCUGGGAUUCGGAAAGAUCGAAGAGGAGGGAGGAUGUUGAAGCACAAGCGGCAGAGAGAUGAUGGGGAAGGCAGGAGUGAAUCGGGGCCCUCUGGAGAUAUGAGAGGGACCAACCUUUGGCCAAGUCCCCUCUUGAUUAAGCACACCAAGAAGAACAGUCCAGCCUUGUCCCUGACAGCCGAUCAGAUGGUCAGUGCCUUGUUGGAGGCUGAGCCUCCCAUAAUCUAUUCUGAGUACGAUCCGACCCGGCCCUUCAGCGAAGCUUCCAUGAUGGGCUUGCUGACCAACCUGGCAGACAGGGAGCUGGUUCACAUGAUCAACUGGGCCAAGAGGGUGCCAGGUUUUGUAGAUUUGACCCUCCAUGAUCAAGUCCACCUUCUGGAAUGUGCCUGGCUGGAGAUUCUGAUGAUCGGCCUCGUCUGGCGCUCAAUGGAACACCCAGGAAAGCUCCUGUUUGCUCCUAACUUACUGCUGGACAGAAACCAAGGGAGAUGUGUGGAGGGAAUGGUGGAGAUCUUCGACAUGCUGUUGGCGACGUCCUCUCAGUUCCGAAUGAUGAACCUCCAGGGGGAGGAGUUUGUGUGCCUCAAGUCCAUCAUUUUGCUGAAUUCUGGGGUGUACACCUUCCUGUCCAGCACUUUGAAGUCUCUGGAUGAGAAGGAGCACAUCCAUCGUGUGCUGGACAAGAUCACAGACACCUUGAUCCACCUGAUGGCCAAAGCCGGCCUGAGCCUGCAGCAGCAGCACCGGCGCCUGGCUCAGCUGCUCCUCAUCCUCUCCCACAUCAGGCACAUGAGGUGA